UUGUUUGUAACGGUUGUGCGCGCUUGUCGUCGGAUAAAUAAAUAAAAACUGUGUGUGCCGUUUAGUGAUAAUCCCUUGGCAAAUUGUAUUUUGAUUAGUUUGACAGCCUUAGUACAUUUGAUUUGUUUACAUUUAAUUAAAUUAAUUUGGCGCCUGCAAAUCCCCAACUGUGUUUGUGUUUGUGUGGCUGACCGCAAUUUGGUGUCGAGCCAGCGUAACCGUAAAGGUGUGAAAGAGUCCGACAAACGGUUCCAGGACGGAGGUGAAACGCCAUGGUCGUCAAAGAGAUUCCACUCCAUGAGAAUCUCAACAUGGAGAACCGUCCCAGCAACGCUGCAACGCCGACGACAACUACCACGUUCUCGCGAGUGGGGCGACGCUAUAGUCUGUCCCUGACCACUGCCAUCCUACUGGCCUCCUUCUUCGCCUGCACCCUGCUGGCGGUGGGCUUCAUCGUGUACAACUUUGCCACGUGUGCUGAACUGGAACCGUCACCUGACGAGGAUAUCGUCUGCACCAGUGUUCACCUAAGAAAGCUAAAAGCUGGCCAGGAUGGACCACCCAAAUAUGAUCGAGAUGUCCGUUUGCCGCGCUCUAUACGUCCGCUUAAGUAUAAUAUAACGCUAGAGCCGCAGCUCAGCGGCAACUUCUCCUUCGAAGGCACCGUUCAGAUCCGAAUACGGGUGCUGGAGGAUUGCUAUAACAUCACCAUGCAUGCUGAGGAGCUAAACAUCUCGCGCAGCGACGCCACUGUCCGCCGGGUGCUGCCUGGUGGUGAACUGGAUGGAGAUAGUCUGCGGAUUCACAAACAGUAUCUGGUGGGAGCCAAACAGUUUUUUGUAAUUGAGCUAUACGACAAGCUGCUGAAGGGCGUUGAGUACGUGGUGCAUUUGAGAUUUGACGGGAUUAUUGAGGACUAUCUGCAGGGAUUUUAUCGAAGCUCCUACGAGGUGCACAAUGAGACCAGAUGGGUAGCUUCUACUCAAUUCCAAGCCACAGAUGCGCGACGUGCUUUUCCCUGCUUCGAUGAGCCCGCUUUGAAGGCCAACUUCACCCUGCACAUUGCUCGUCCUCGCAACAUGACCACUAUCUCCAACAUGCCUAUUGUGUCCAGCAACGACCACGCCACCAUGCCCAGCUAUGUGUGGGAUCACUUUGCUGAAUCGCUCCCUAUGUCCACCUACUUGGUGGCCUAUGCCAUAUCCGACUUCACGCACAUCUCGUCCGGCAACUUUUCCGUGUGGGCUCGAGCAGAUGCCAUCAAAUCAGCCGAGUAUGCACUGUCUGUCGGUCCCAGGAUUCUGACCUUCCUGCAAGACUUCUUCAAUGUGACGUUUCCCUUGCCGAAAAUCGAUAUGAUUGCUUUGCCAGAGUUUCAAGCGGGUGCCAUGGAGAACUGGGGUCUCAUUACGUUCAGGGAGACCGCAAUGCUCUACGACCCUGGUGUGGCCACUGCCAACAACAAACAACGUGUUGCAUCUGUUGUGGGUCACGAGUUGGCCCAUCAGUGGUUUGGCAACCUGGUGACGCCCAGUUGGUGGUCGGAUAUCUGGCUGAACGAGGGUUUCGCCAGCUACAUGGAGUACCUGACAGCCGAUGCAGUUGCGCCGGAGUGGAAACAGUUGGACCAGUUCGUCGUCAAUGAGCUGCAAACAGUGUUCCAGCUGGACGCUCUCUCCACGUCUCACAAGAUCUCCCACGAAGUGUUCAAUCCUCAGGAGAUUACCGAGAUCUUUGAUAGAAUUUCCUAUGCCAAGGGAUCUACCAUUAUACGCAUGAUGGCCCACUUCCUCACAAAUGCAGUGUUUCGCCGGGGUCUCAGCAAAUACUUGCAGGAGAUGGCUUAUAAUUCCGCAACGCAGGACGAUUUGUGGCGUUUCCUAACAAACGAGGCGAAGUCUUCUGGGUUGUUGGACCACAGCAGAAGUGUCAAGGAGAUCAUGGACACGUGGACACUGCAAACGGGCUAUCCGGUGGUCAAGGUAUCGAGGCAUCCAAAUUCGAAUGUGAUUCGCCUGGAGCAGGUUCGCUUUGUCUACACCAACACCACCAGAGAGGAUGAAAGUCUACUCUGGUGGAUACCCAUCACUUUUACCACUGCUUCGGAGUUGAACUUUGCCAACACACGACCCACUACAUGGAUGCCCCGCACUAAGCUGUACGAGCUGGAGAACAGGGAACUCACCACGGCCAAGUGGUUUAUCUUCAAUGUCCAACAGACGGGCUACUAUCGGGUGAACUAUGAUCUGGAUAACUGGCGGGCAAUCACCGGGCAUCUGAUGGAUGUCCAGCACUUUGAGGAUAUUGCUCCGGCUAAUCGUGCCCAAUUGAUCGAUGAUGUGAUGAAUCUGGCCAGGGGAUCGUAUCUCUCCUACGAAACUGCCAUGAACCUGACCCGCUACCUGGGCCAUGAAUUAGGUCAUGUGCCAUGGAAGGCGGCCAGCAGCAACUUUAUUUUCAUCGAUUCUAUGUUCGUCAACUCCGGCGACUAUGAUCUCCUAAAGAACUAUCUGCUAAAGAAGCUGCAGAAGGUAUACGAACAGGUCGGAUUCGAGGACUCGCAGGGUGAGUCCGGGGAUAUCCUAUUAAAGUUAAAGCGUGCCGAUAUCCUAGGCAUGGUCUGCCAUUUGGGUCACCAGGAGUGCAUCUCCGAGGCCAGUCGCCACUUUCAGAACUGGGUUCAGACCCCAAAUCCUGAUUCGAACAAUCCUAUUGUACCCAAUCUUCGUGGGGUCGUAUACUGCUCGGCGAUACAAUACGGCACUGAGUACGAGUGGGACUUUGCCUUCGAGCGUUACCUCAAGACGAAUGUGCCUGGCGAGAAGGACCUGCUGCUGAGCGCCCUCGGCUGCUCCAAGGAGCCAUGGUUGCUCUAUCGCUACUUGCGUCGCAGCAUUGCCGGCCAACAUAUACGCAAACAGGAUUUGUUCCGGGUAUUCGCAGCCGUUUCCAGCACAGUAAUCGGUCAACAGAUAUCCUUUGAUUUCCUACGGAACAAUUGGCAAGAGAUCAAGACCUAUAUGGGCUCGCAGAUGUCAAACAUUCACACGCUGUUCAAGUUUGCCACAAAGCGCUUUAACUCAAAAUUCCAGUUGGGCGAAUUCGAGAAUUUUGUGAAGGACGCCCACUGGGACUACGACAGGCCCGUUCAGCAGAUCGUGGAGCAGAUCGAGACCAGCGUCGACUGGAUGAACAAGAACUACAAGUCAAUCGUCAAGUGGCUGCAGAACGAGGCGCGGGCGUAAGGAAAGGAUCCUGCGGCUUGGCUGGAUCAAGGCUGCAGCAGUAUUAGAUUUCGAAGCUGCAACUGCAUCGGUUGGGCCACCAAUGCAUUUAUGUUUAGUAUUUAUGUCGCGUGUUUUACCGAUUGUGUGUCGCCAAAGAGAAAUAGCCCUUGGCAGAUCGUCCAGAGCAUCAAGUUUUUCAUUACUUUUAAUGUAUGCCUUCUUUUCAUAACAAUUAUGAGAGUCUUGUAAUUUUAAUUUGUACUUAAAUGUAAAUGUAAAUGCAAUUAAAACAUUGUUCGUCACAAAAA
Messenger RNA from Drosophila elegans, 3535 nucleotides. It is a transcript of the gene superdeath, whose product is annotated as aminopeptidase N. Gene Ontology annotation, cellular component: cytoplasm. Lineage: Eukaryota; Metazoa; Arthropoda; Insecta; Diptera; Drosophilidae. The transcript has 8 exons. Gene Ontology annotation, biological process: proteolysis; peptide catabolic process. Gene Ontology annotation, molecular function: metalloaminopeptidase activity; peptide binding; zinc ion binding. The coding region runs from base 273 to 3245 and encodes 990 amino acids. The record is from RefSeq and is a predicted model, not a curated record.